UCGAAAAAGAUUUUAAAAUUAUUCUAACGUUUGUUUAUUUAUCAGUGCAUCAAAAAAAAAGUGAAUAAACAUGGUUCUUACAAAGGCAGUUGCAUCCGUUCAACGAAUGACGACCCGUAACUUAGCCGUUAAAUUACGCCACUAUGAAGGUAAAGCCGGCGAAAGAGACUGGAGAUACUUUACAUGGAAGGGAAUGAAGAAGAACUAUGCUGUAUUGCCACUUGUUUUCAUCAUGACUGGAGCUGUUGCUGGCUUGGCUGCAUUUAUUGGGUAUGCCUCAAAGACUCGUGUGGACGUAAGUUUCAAUCGAGCAAACCCACAAAUUUGUGAAUCAAUGGAUAUGAUGAAUCCAGAAGUAAAUAAGAUGCGCAUUGUCAAUCAACAAUACAAACCCAAUCCAGAGUUAAAGGCUGCUUUGGAUGCAAUUAAGGAGUAAAAAUAUGGGAUAGAAUUUGACAGAUUAAAAAAAUCCCUAGUCUGAUUCGAUUAUUCCAAAUUCUCUGAUUGAGCAUCAAUAAGCGAUUAAUAUUUAUAAAACAUA
Messenger RNA from Chironomus riparius, 541 nucleotides. NCBI's taxonomy places the organism in Eukaryota, Metazoa, Arthropoda, Insecta, Diptera, Chironomidae. The record is from the annotation of a GenBank genome assembly.